AUGGAGGACUUUAUGCGGUUUGAAGCGCACAUUUCGAGCUCAACGCAGGGUAAAGCUAGUGCAAAGACGGAACAGGUUAUUGGAUCUGGAGGUGCAACCAAGAAGAAUCAAAGGUGGCGAACCGGAACUGAUACAUCAAGUGGUAAGGACUCGCAAGUGGCGACGAAAUCGAGUAACCAAAAGAAGGGAAAGACGGAUAUCGCUGCUAAGACGAAAUCUCAAGACAAAAAGUGUUUCAAAUGUGGAUAUCUGGCCCAUGGGGUAUUUCAGUGUCCGGAAGUAUCGGGUCCAGCUGAAGCCAAGGAAUUGUAUGAAUCAAAACGACAUGCCGGAAGGUAUUGA
Phytophthora nicotianae INRA-310 is the source of this 342-nucleotide messenger RNA. RefSeq lists its product as hypothetical. The transcript has a single exon. NCBI's taxonomy places the organism in Eukaryota, Oomycota, Peronosporomycetes, Peronosporales, Peronosporaceae. The record is from RefSeq and is a predicted model, not a curated record. Bases 1 to 342 code for a protein of 113 amino acids.